This is a messenger RNA of Musa acuminata subsp. malaccensis (wild Malaysian banana), 632 nucleotides long. RefSeq lists its product as uncharacterized. NCBI's taxonomy places the organism in Eukaryota, Viridiplantae, Streptophyta, Magnoliopsida, Zingiberales, Musaceae. The record is from RefSeq and is a predicted model, not a curated record.
CGUUCUCCUCUCCAUUGCCUCGGCCUCAGCUUCAGCUUCUUCUUCGUAUCUUCUAUUCUCUCUCCUAUGGGGAAUCUGCUCUCGGGCCAAGCGCACGACGGCAAGGUCGUGCUCCCCGACGGCACCGUCCUUGAGCUCGACCGCCCGACGUCCGUGGCGGAGCUCAUGCUCGAGCACCCGCGCCAGUACGUGCUCGACCUGCGGUCCCUGUCCGCCGGCAACUCCAACGCUGCACCGCUCCCCGCGGAUCACAUGCUGGAGGCCGGUAAGGCCUACGUGAUGCUUCCGAUGGCCCGUGGGAGAGCCACCGGCUUGUCGGCGGGCGAGGCCCGUCGGGUCCUGGCGGCGGCAACCCGAUCGAUGACGAAGAUGCAGCAACCGCCGUGCACGCGCGCGGUGGGGAUGACGGAGAGCGAGCGAGCGGAAUGGCCGGCAGAGGAGUUUGAGGAGGGAACGGAGUUCUUCAGGCGGCAGCAUUCGAGCAAACGGUGGAAGCCGAGCCUUGGUACGAUAGAGGAGGAGAGUUUGGAGAGGAAGGUGCCUCAUUGGUUGUUUUAAGAGCUGCAGUUGCAUGUAACAGUAGUUAUUAUGGUUAUGUGCCUAUGGGUGUACGAGAAUUAAGUUGCGGAGGA